Nelumbo nucifera (sacred lotus) is the source of this 438-nucleotide messenger RNA. Lineage: Eukaryota; Viridiplantae; Streptophyta; Magnoliopsida; Proteales; Nelumbonaceae. The record is from RefSeq and is a predicted model, not a curated record.
AUGGCUUCCAACACAUUCUUCUACGUAUUCCUCCUCACAGCACUCUUAUCUCCAAGCAGCAGCAACAUAUGUCUGGCCUCUCGCCACCUGCUCGACACUGCACCAGUUGCUCCGCCUUCAUUGCCGGCAAUACCAAGCAUUCCAUGGUUGCCCAAACCUACGUUGCCUACACUACCAACAGGAGGCCAAUUGCCACCUCUGCCUGUGGUGCCCAAUCUGGCAACGAUGCCCCCAUUGCCUUCUAUACCAACCAUCCCAACUAUUCCAACAAUCCCUAAAAUUCCAACCAUCCCUACCUUUCCAACAAUCCCUUCUGUUCCCAAAGUAGCAUUACCACCAACAGUGCCAACUAUCCCUUCUAUCCCACAGAUCCCAACAAUCCCAGCGAUCCCAGCAAUCCCUUCACUCUCUCCACCCCCAUCAGCUGCUAGUCCUUGA